Messenger RNA from Rhagoletis pomonella (apple maggot), 909 nucleotides. RefSeq lists its product as uncharacterized. Gene Ontology annotation, molecular function: zinc ion binding; nucleic acid binding. The coding region runs from base 1 to 909 and encodes 302 amino acids. The transcript has a single exon. NCBI's taxonomy places the organism in Eukaryota, Metazoa, Arthropoda, Insecta, Diptera, Tephritidae. The record is from RefSeq and is a predicted model, not a curated record.
AUGGUACAUAAUCGGACUGAUCUUGACGACACUUACAAAAUCAGCCGGCUAAGGCAGUGCGUCGAUGCGCAAGCGGUGUCAAUAGUUGGCGGCGUAUACACUGGAGGCUACGACCUACUAUGGGCGGAAUUGAAGAGGAGGUACGACAAUCCCAGGCGUUUGGUUGAGUCACAUGUGAAUCGGUUGUUGGACUUGCCUGAACACCCAGCACUUACGCAACGCAAUGUUCGGAAUGUAAUCGAUGUAGUACGCAGUACCUUACGUGCACUUAACGUGAUGGGCUUGGACACCGACCAUUGGGACGCCAUCGUUUAUCCUAUUGUUAUCCGUAAAUUGCCAACAUCGGCGGUCACGCACUGGACCGUUCUGAGUCAUUCAGACACUCUGCCGCAUCUGCAGAAAAUGCUUGAGGAGAUUGAGACCUAUGCUGACACUUUAAGGAGCAGCUCUGCCGUACCGCCCAGGCACUUGGCAACAUUUCGUACUGCACAGUCACAUAUGGUGAUGCCCAAAUCUUCAAGCGCCAACAUGAUAUCAGCAAUGACCUGCCCACGAUGCGCCGAGCCACAUCGUAUAUCAAGAUGCCCUCAAUUUCGAGCAUUAAGUCUGGUUCAACGUUUGCACUGGGUACGCCAAGCCACGUUAUGCUUCAACUGCUUGGGACCAGGUCACUCGGCCCGUGAGUGUAACUCGGGGAAUUGCAACAACUGUAAGCAGAAACACAACACCUUGCUUUGUAAGGAAGCUCCGCAAGGCGAGCGGUUACCUACAAACACCAGCUCAGUAGCGCGACCAGUGUCCGUACUCGAGCAACAAUCGCCAUCAACCAGCGCUACUACGCCUCAGGUCCUGCCCGUCUGGAUGCUGUCAAGUCUCUCCUGGCGCAAUCCGAAGGAAUCGUCCUACUAG